UGGUCAAGAGUAUUGUUUAAUUUCUUUGAUUGAAUAAUUGUACGAAUGAUAUCGAACAUCGAUUGUUCUUAUAUAUCGAUUGUUCUACAACAAUCUGAAUCCAUAAUGAAUUUCUGCAACAAUUGAAACCUGCUUAUCGUCCAACACUAGUGGGAUCCAUUUUCUGCGUUGUUGUGACAUUUUGAUAAAGCCAGAAAAUAUAUUUAAACGUGAUUAAUAUGUUACACUUUCGCUAAUUACUAUAAUCAGGUGAUGAAUAACGGUAAAGAACAACAAUACUGCAAAUAAAUAUUUAUUCUGACGUGUAUACAAGUUCACUAUGGGUUGAAUCAGUGAUCGCUUUCGGCAUACAUUCAUGAUUCUCUUUCCAGUUUUCUGAUAAACAUUAAAAUGGAGCUGGAUGUAUCGCCUAUAAACACAAUUGAUACCGAUAUGGAUUACCCAGAUAAUUCUUCAGACAACAAAUACUUGACAUGUGUAAACAAUGAACCGCCUUAUUCAGUUAUACGUAUUCCAGAGGAUGAUGAAAAAACUAGCAAGCAUUCGUCCAGAAAACAAUCUAAGAGAAGAAAAAAAAGCUCUAAUCAUACUAGACCUUUACCUAGAAUUAUAGUAAAGCCCUUACCGCCUCCACCCCCACCAGAGACUCGAGAAUGGACAGCAGCCACAUCUUAUUCAGAACAAAGCAGUAGUAGUAAACCUUCCACUAUGCGUGAAGUGCUUGCAAGUAUCCCCGGUUUCUGCCUUAAACCCCGGAAACGAAGUGGAAAGAAAUUAUCAACAGCUGCACAAUUACAACAAACCAGAGAAGGCUGUAUUGAUUUAGAAACACCUGAUUCGAUUUUAGUCAAUACUAAUAUAAGAGCAUUACUAAACAAACACACAUUUUCGCUUCUUCCGCCUUUAUACCAGUAUAAGUUAGGCCAGUUGCUACCAAGUGUUGAUCGGUUAAGUCCAUCUGGUCGCCUUAAUUCUUCUAGUCUGAGUAAUGAAUUUUUUGCCCGUGCUUGUUUAGAAUGGCAAGAUAGCCUGUCUGGUGGAGAAUUUACUCCAGAAAACCAACAAAAAAUGAAGACUGAAGCUGAAAGAGAGAAAAGUAAAAUAGAUCCAUGGAAGCUAAAACACUUUGAACCAUUUUGGGGUGAAAAGUCUAAUCGAGAUAAAUCAGGAAUCAGCAUAAACACAGAGAGGCCAUCAUUGAAGACAACAAUAAAAUUGAGACCAACAGCUUCUAUAACAAGCAGUAGUACUGUUCCUAAAAUAAAGAAAAGUAAAUCUAGCAAUAGUAAAAGAAUGCGCUCUGUGGGUGCUGUCACUAGAUCAUCUGCAAAGGUGGAUGAUAUCAUAGAUGAUGUUAACAUGGGGACUAAAUCAUCAGCUCCACUACCAGACUUAUUGCCCAUCAAACAUGUUAAAGGCCACCACCAAGGAUAUGUAGACUGUCAAGCAGAUUUCAGUUUCUCAGAUUCCUCAUCAGUGCCUCAAAUGGAUGAUGCUGCAUCAGUUACACCAGUAGAUCCACUUAUGGAUCCACUUUUGCCUGAUAUUGAGUCUGACCGCAGUGAAACUAAAAAUGAUCUUAAUAUUAAUGUAGUAACUAUUGAAGAGUCCUUGGUUCAAAAAAGUAGCAGUGAAGAAGAAAAAACAACUGAAUGCAGCUUCUCUGAUUCUAUCAAAAGAUCUAAUGAAAGUGAUAAUGAAUAUAUUUCCAUAACAAAAAGAAUUAAAUUUGAAGAUGAAUAUGAAUUAGACAAUGCUAGUUUUAUGCCAAAUAAUGUUUCUGGUGGUCCAGUUAGUAAUAAUGGAUCUGACACUGAACUGAACUAUGUUGCUGAGCAGGCUUGCUCAAGUGAUGAAUUUAAUGUCAUGCCUAGUCGAGAUCAAACAGAGAACAGUGAAGAUAGCAAAGCAACUUUACUUUUAUCUGAAUAUGAUGAAAGGAGUAUAUCUUCAGUUGCAAGUUUAAAAAUUGACACACCCUCAAAUAAUAUACACACAAGUGAAAUAGUUGCUAAUAUAGAUAGCAACACGACAGAAAGUAUAGUAACAGAUGUUGAAGAACCUCAUAUAGGAGAGGAUUUAGAAAAAUCAUCUAUAUCACAAGAAAUGCAUCACAAAUAUACAAUAGAGAAUGUGGAAGAAAUUAAAUUAGAGGAUACAAAUUUAACUGAAAUGUCAACAAAUACACUAAUUAUAGAUGAAGAAAUACCUGACAAUAAAACUGAAUUUGUACAAGAAUUGGAAUGUCAUGUACCACAAACCAAUAUAAAAAAUGAUCACCCAAGCAAUAAUGUUAAAAACGAAGAAAGACAAGUUGAUAGUGUUCAAAGCUAUUAUGAUGAACAUUUCAAAGAUGCUGAAUCAUUUAUUUUAGAAACAAGUGGAUUGUCAAUACUAACAUCACAGAGUGAAGAUAUAAAGUUUGCUCCACAUCCUAACUUAAUGGAGUUAUCUUCUUAUAUGAGUGAAACCAAUGUAACAGCUGUUGUGACAAUGCCUAUGACACAGAAUUCAUCAAUACCCAUGAUGGAAGUUACAAAUACUUCUAUUGUGUCAUAUCCUGAUGAUAGUAUGCAGGAUCCUGCAAAACCUAAAACAUCAGCAGUUUCUUGGAAAAGUGAUAGUGAAUGGAUCAAUAGUGAAAAUAUUGUGACACUACAUUCUUUUUCAAACAUAAAUAACGAAAAUACAAAAUAUGUAAAUGAAGAUUCAAAGACAAGUAUGGAGGAUCUGAGUAUCAAUGAUGAGAACUGUAUGUAUAAAGAAGAUAGAGAUGCCAAUUUUAAUAUGGAAUCUUCAAACUCAUCAGAGAGUUGUCAGUCUAUGAAAGAAAUGUCGAUGAAACAGGAGGCUGAUACCAUUCCUAGUAUAUUAUCAGGUACAACAGCAACAAAUGUGUCAGUGAAUGCAACUACCAGCUUAACACAAACUAUCAGAACUGCUGGGAAGAAAUCAAAAUCGGGAAAAGAAUCUAACAGGAGCCGCAGUUCGAAUAAGGUCCCGCCUGGUGCUGUUAACCUCGAACGCAGCUACCAAAUAUGCCAGGCCGUGAUCCAGAACAGUCCCAAUAGGGACGCGUUGCGCGGGCAGCUGCGGCCACCCCCCGCUCUCCUGACCCGGCCCGCCCGCCCCCCGCGCCCGGCUCAGCCCCCGCCCCCGCCUCCUCCGCCCCCGCCUCCACCCCCGCCCCCGGUGCUCGUGAGACAGCUGCCCGUCUCCGUUAUGGCUCACAAUGAGAUAAACGAAAAUCGGACUAAUAACGUCGGGCAGUACAUUCUGGUGCAGAGGACUCCGAAUGUCGCACCACGAGCAUCCAGUGCUCCGCCGUCUAAUCAAAAUUCUAAUGUGGAAGACGAAAAUAUGCCAGAAAAAAGACCCAGUGACUUUUUGCCAUCAAAGGUACCUAUGAAUAUUCCCAAUCUUAUACAAAUCAAAGCGAGGAACUCGUUGGCGCAAGUGAGCGUGGCUAGAUGUCGAAGCGUGGGUGCCGAAGAUUCGUGCGUUUGUAACCUACGCGCGAUGAUCCUAUGCAAGAAGUGCGGCGCGUUCUGCCACGACGACUGCAUCGGGUCCGCCGAGCUCUGCCUCACCUGCCUCAUCCGCUGACGUCACUCUUGCCAACUGUGAACGUCCAAGCCUCGCGCGUUUCUAAUCUUCGCGCGAUGAUCCUAGGCAAGAAGACUCGUGCGUUUGUAACCUACGCGCGAUGAUUUUAUGCAAGAAGAGCGGCGCGUUCUGCGACGACGACUGUAUCGGGUGCGCCGAGCUUUGCCUCUCCUGCCUCAUCCGCUGACGUUGCUCUUGCCUACUGCGACGUCCAAAACUCGUGCGUUUGUGACCUACUCGCGAUUAUCCUAUGCAGGAAGUGCGGCGCGUUCUGCCAUGGUGACUG
This is a messenger RNA of Chilo suppressalis (striped riceborer), 3892 nucleotides long. NCBI's taxonomy places the organism in Eukaryota, Metazoa, Arthropoda, Insecta, Lepidoptera, Crambidae. The record is from the annotation of a GenBank genome assembly.